Molecule: messenger RNA, 606 nt
Organism: Caenorhabditis remanei
Lineage: Eukaryota; Metazoa; Nematoda; Chromadorea; Rhabditida; Rhabditidae
Exons: 1
Coding region: 1-606 (201 amino acids)
Biological process (GO): SCF-dependent proteasomal ubiquitin-dependent protein catabolic process
Cellular component (GO): nucleus; cytoplasm
Molecular function (GO): cullin family protein binding
Source: RefSeq, a predicted model, not a curated record
AUGUCAACUGGAGAAGCUUCAGAAGCUGCUGCCGAUCCAGAUGUCUACUUCGUUUUGCAGUCAAGCGAUGGGCAGGAAUUGAAGAUUUCUUCCCUGGCGAGUCAACAAUCGAAGACUCUCAAGAAUCUUCUAGCCAGUUUUCACGACGGAGCCGACUUCAAUGAGGUCAUUUCAAUGGACAACAUCAAAGAGGCCACUCUGCUCAAAAUCAUCGAAUGGUGUGAGCACAACAGAGGCGAACCGGUUCCGGAUCACGACGAGGACCCUAAGCCUGGUUCAGUCCGAUUUUCGGAGUGGGACAAGGAAUAUUUAGAAAUUGACUGCUCGCAAUUGUUCGAUUUGAUUGUCGCUGCCGACUAUCUCAACAUCAGAAAGCUCCUCGUCUACGCAACCAAUAAAGUGGCUCUGAUGGGAAAGGGAAAGUCUCCAGAACAAAUGCGUGUCACCUACAUGAUUCCAACUGACGAGGAAGAUGAGGCUGCGGAGAAGGCUGCUGCCGAAAAGAAGAAAGCCAAGGAGGCUGAACGAGCUGCUGCUGCGGCUGCUGGAGAGACUGGACCAUCUGCUUCUGGAGCCGAGGCUGCUGCUGGAGCCAAGGACGCUUGA